AUGGCACCUACAACUGAGACAAGAGCCCUCUUCGGCGGUGCCAUAUCCAUCGAUCUGCCGUCCGGCUUCAUCGAUGCAAGCGACUUUCGACAGGUACCCGAUAACCAAGAAGUUUUCGUGCGCGACGAUUCCGACAUCAGCCUCAUCGUCGAAGUCUUGCAGCUUGCAACCGAUGAAGGUGCAGACGAGAAUUUGGACAAGGCUGUCAGAUUCCAUUUUUCCUCGCUAGCUCACGACAACUCCGCAACCAGCUCAACCGUCGACGAUUCAGAAAUCCCAUCAUCACACACGCAACCCCCAGCCACACCACCACCGGCGCUGCUCACCGGGACGCAGCUGGUCAGGAAGUUUGGCAAAGCUUCCGAACCCGAAGAGCAAGUCACCAUCCGCGUCGCGCUCUGGCGACUCCCCUCCAAGCACAUCGACCUCGUCCUCAGCCUCAACGAUCCCUCAAAGCACGACUCACCCUCGCCUUCUCAAGCACAGGUCGCGUUCCAACUCGCCGCUUCUUCCCUGCAGAUCCGCGACUGGAACUUGUUCGCCUGA
Messenger RNA from Pseudozyma hubeiensis SY62, 546 nucleotides. RefSeq names its product potential Ran guanine nucleotide release factor. The coding region runs from base 1 to 546 and encodes 181 amino acids. Gene Ontology annotation, cellular component: nucleus. The transcript is spliced from 3 exons. The record is from RefSeq and is a predicted model, not a curated record. Gene Ontology annotation, molecular function: guanyl-nucleotide exchange factor activity; small GTPase binding. Gene Ontology annotation, biological process: protein import into nucleus. NCBI's taxonomy places the organism in Eukaryota, Fungi, Basidiomycota, Ustilaginomycetes, Ustilaginales, Ustilaginaceae.